Molecule: messenger RNA, 2155 nt
Organism: Bradysia coprophila
Lineage: Eukaryota; Metazoa; Arthropoda; Insecta; Diptera; Sciaridae
Product: glutamate receptor ionotropic, kainate 2-like
Cellular component (GO): membrane
Molecular function (GO): ligand-gated monoatomic ion channel activity
Source: RefSeq, a predicted model, not a curated record
AUGAAUGUUGUCGUCGGCGCUUUCAUCAUCUCAGUUGAAGUGGCAUUACCAUUCCUUGAUUCGUAUUCGACUGUAAUUUAUGCAUGCUUGCAGAGAUUCUCGGAAAAUCAUUUCGUAUUUGUUCCAACAAAGGAUGUUGAUGUGAAUAGCAACGCGAUGGAAAUAUUGAACCAUACAUCGAUUUUCGACGUUCCGAAUAUUUUAAUAAUAAUGCCGAACAUUGAUGAGAAUUCAUUUGAUUUGAUAACAUCUCAAUUUGUUGGUCGAUUUAACAACACUUCACCGAUGCUGUUGGAUACAUUUUACGGUCGAAAUACCACAUUCAAGCAGAAUGCUAAUUUAUUUCCAGAUAAAUUGAGUAAUUUACAGCAACGUGUAGUCCGACUUGCUUUAUUCAAUUAUAAACCAUAUUCGGUAUGGGAGGAAGUUCCAUCUGGCCUCGGAAACGCUAAUGCACAGAACACCAAUGAAGAGAAAACUUUAUUGAUAGAUGGGACGGAAAGUAUUUUGAUGCUGGAGUUUUGCACUAAGCAUAAUUGCACUUUGGAAAUUUCAAGAGAUGAAGCAGGUGAAUGGGGUGAAAUUUGGGACAACCGAAGUGGAAUCGGUGUGUUGGGAGCAGUGUCUGAACGACGAGCAGAUGUCGGAAUAUCAGCACUGUAUGAAUGGCACCACGAGUACCAGUUUUUGGACUUUACCGCCCCAAUCUCUAGGACGGGCAUUACAUGCAUUGUUCCAAGACCAAAACGACUAGCUGGGUGGCUUCUACCGGUAUGGCCGUUUUCGUGGAAAUUGUGGGUUGCAGUGUUUUUAGCUUUUACAGUCGGUAUAAUGAGCUUACUACUGGCAAGGCGAUUAUACAUUACACCUAAACCUUCCCGGAAAAGAGCAUUUCAGCCAAAGCGCGAUCCAGCAUUUAAUAACGUUGCACUUAUAGUUGGUCGAAUGUUCCUGUCACAGUCGGUCAAUAUAGUAGUGAAACGAGUGCCAGAAAUGGUAAUUCUUGGAUGUAUUUUACUAAUUGGCUUGAUGAUUGGAAACACUUACAGCGGUGGUCUAGCCGCAUUGAUGACAGUACCGCAAUACGAGGCGCCAAUUGAUACUCCUCAUCAAUUAGCCGCAAAAAAUCUGGAAUGGGGAGCGACACAUGAUGCAUGGAUUUUUUCAAUUUUGCUCGCAACACAGCCUGAUAUUGUUAAAUUGCUCAGCCUGUUCAAAAAAUCGAAUUUCGAAAAGCUUCGAAGUAGAGCGAAAACCGGGGAUUUUGCGUUCAGCAUCGAACGUUUACCAUAUGGUUCAUAUGCAAUUGGAGAAUACAUUACCGAAGAUAAUGUUGAAUAUUUACAAUUAAUGCCCAACGACAUUUAUUACGAGUAUGCAUUAGCAAUGACAACGAAAACAUGGGCGCUAAAGCCAGAUUUGGAUACAAUGAUUUUAGAUAUCGCACAAAGCGGAAUGCAAAAGUACUGGGAAAAUCAGGUGGUAAUGCGAUAUUCUGAUACAAAAGUGCAGUUAGUUGUUAGCGUUUCGCAUACAAAUUUACGCGCAAAGCCGGAUCCGACGAGCUUAUCGGCGUCGCAAUUGGUCGGUGUAUUUAUCAUCUGGUUGAUUGGAAUCGUAAUUUCGUCAUUUGUCUUCGUUUGGGAACGACUUUUCACUACUAGGACAACGUUCAAAUUUCUUUGAACUGGCUAAGAAGAUUCUUUUUGCCAAUUCCAAAGGAAUCAUGGAACCAUAUAAUCAACUUCUCUCUGUCUUUAUGUAUAGAUCACUUCGUACGAAUUCAUUUGUACAAUUAAACGUUUAGCUGAAGUCGAAUUCCAUGGGAUGUAAUAAGUUGGUGUGGCAGGAGCAUCAUAUUUUACCGAAGCAGAUCCAGGGUGUCUAUAGAUUUGGAGUCGAAUGGUAUCAGUGAAUUAUCUUGGAUGAGACUACCUUCCAUAUAUUGUUCAUAUAACCUUGGAUAGAACAGUCCUAACUUCGAAAAUUGGUUCAUAAAUGUUCAUCAAAAGUAAACACCUAGAUUGCAAUUAAAUGUGCAUAGUUGUUUAGCAUAUACUACUAAAUAAAUGCAAAAUAACAUAUUGUCUUCAACAGACCAUUUUUUUAGUUAUUGAAAACUGUAACUUCCAUUCAGAAAUAUAAUAAAUCAUUA